AUGGAUCCAGGUGUUUCCCAGUUAGCGAUUGAAUGCCAACAUAUAAGUAAUGUGACGAAAGAACUUGAGUUUCUCUCACUAUUGCUUACACAUGCUACAUCUUAUAAUAAUAUGGAAAUUAAUAUGCCUGAAACAAGCGGCAUGAAAACAUUCUUUAGGAUUUUAAGUCGUAUAUGCAGAGAUUGUGGAGGCAUUUGGACAAUAAAUGAAGAGCUGGACUGGUUGGUAUUCUAUUUAUUUGCUCGUUGCUAUGGAUGGAGCGACAUUGAUUUAAAUGAUGUGCGAUCCCAGAUGCUGGCACCAUCAACGGGACAUAGGUAUAGAAACGUAUCAAAGGAUGAAGAGCUGAGAAUGAAAGAUAAAGUCAUCCAAAUCACCACAGAGCUAAUUUAUUUGAUAAGAAGUCUUCCACUUUCUCUGGCUGGCCUAAAAAUGCUCAUCAGUUCUAUGAAUUUAGCUCGUGGAAUGCACCACACUCGAAAGCAAAUAGCGUUGCAUGCUGUCGAUUGGCUGACGUUUGGAUUACAAACGGAUGGUGGAGGUGUGAAGGCAACUGCAAGUCCUAGAUUCACUCAGAAAAGUUCUACAACACAGCCAUUUUUGCCAGAAGAUUCAACUCCAGAAAGCAUGUUUAUGACGGUAAAAGAUCUUAUUUGGAAUUGUUGUACCGAUAAUAAUCGUAGUAUCCGAAUGGGGACUUUGGGACCAUUAUAUAUCCUGUUUGGACAACUUUCGACAAAUACUAUUAUACGAUUGAUCAAGCUAUCAGUUGAGAUAUUGGAGAAACCAGAAGUCUGUACUAGUGAAGUAACUGAAGGUGUCAUAGAUAUACUUAAUAUUUUGCUGAGAAGGUUGGUACCCAGUGAGCAACUAUGUGAUUCAAAAACAUCGUUAUCUGGAAACGUACUAAUGUUAAAAACGAAUCUUUCUGCCUGUAAAUUUUCAGCGGAGUACGUUCAGAAUCAAUUGUUUCCAAGACUGAGUAAAAUGAUUAUCAACUUGUUUCAGAGUAAUCACUUCAAUGUACGCAAAGCUGCAGUCAGAGUUUAUCUAACCUGCCUCAGUCGAUGUCCGAAUAAUACAUUUAAAGAAGUUCUUCUUCAAACUGUAAAUGAUUUAUGCAUGAACGCGGAUAAGCAAUCUGAAACCUACCAAGAUAACUCACCCUCGAAUUUCGAAAGCUGGAAAAGUAACCCAUAUUUUAAUGAAAGUCUCCUAACUCUUUGUCGAUUUCUAAUUAAGAAAGUUGGUGAAACCAAUCUGCCUUCGAAUACUGGGGACUUACAGAAUUGUUUAGUUAAUUUUUAUUUGGGUCAUUCAUCUCAAUAUGUCCGCGAUAGUGCAUGCAGUCUGUACCUAACAUUGUUCAUCAGUGCCUCAAAAAAUCCCAAUCGUAUUCGUUACCUAUUGAAUAAAAUAUUGGAAAAUUGGCAAGUUAAGCAAGAUGUUGUGUUAUCACCUCUUUCAAAACUACUAAUUCAAAUAAACGAAACGGAAACUACCAAACCGCGUGAAAUGCCUUUGACUGUGCGCUCCAAAUUAAGUUGGACAUGGCGUGAGGGGCGCAUGCACAUGUACUAUUUAGUCGCACGCUCAUUAGUUGGGCUUCAUCUUAAAGUUCUUCACGAAUUAGAUGCUGAUGGUUAUAGCCCAAUGAAUUCUGAAGACUUUUGUAUCAGCCCGACCUUUACAGAUGAUUGUUCUCAAAGAACCUUAUAUACAUCAUCAAAUAAUAAUUUACACCACUUUAGCUUCAAUACUGUACCAAAAUCAAUUCCUCCCUCUCUUGUUUCAAAUCAAGAUCGUCGAGCUACAGUUAAUAAAUCAUCAGCAUCGUCUCAACCUGUAGAAAGUUCAUCAGCGCUCUUUCAACAGGGGGCAAAAUUAAGCUCUCCACAAAAGUCCAUUUAUUUAACAGUUUUGGAAAAUAUCCGAAUGCUCGACAACGAAAGAAAUGAUAAACAGACGGAUAGCAAAACUCAAUCGUGGAUUAAACGUCUAAGUAUAGCGUCAGGAUUAACUUCAACAAGUAAAACAAAUGUUGGUCAUUUAGAGUUGAAUUCUAUCAGCAUGAAAUCUAUGUCAUUCAAUAUAUUACGAUUAGCUGUAGAGUGUACAUUAGAUGAGAAUAAUGGUCUACGUCAUUCAGCCCAAAAAGCCAUUAAUGAUGUCGGAAGGCUAAUACGAUGGUAUGAUGCUGAUCUUUUGUUGGAAAUGAUUUCGUUGCAUAUGGUAGGUCCUCCAACUAUGAUGUCGUAUGCAACUUUAAAGAUCUUACGUGAUGGUCUAUCUGAAUUAUGCGUGUAUGAUGAAAUUUUACAAAAAGAAGAGGAAGAACCUGGUUUCACUGAAAAAUAUGCGAUUUGUGGAACUGUUCCCAUUUUAAAUGUAGCAUUGCUUUAUGGUUUGUUUUCGCCGGACACAUCAAGACUUUGGCUUCAAUGUUGCCAACAAUAUAUUCUGGAUAGUACAACGGCUCUUUUUAUCAGUACCUUAUCAAUAGAAUGUGCUCUGAGAACCCUUUGUCUUGUACACAGAUUGUCUAAUCUAUCACUAGUAGCAUGCACCUGGGAAAAUAUGAGACCUAAUCCUUUUUCAAAUCUGCCAUACUCACAACGUAAACUAGAUCUAGAUGCGAAUGAUGUAGUAGAAUGCAUUAAAAGCGUUGUCGAAUUCGCUCAACGCAUAGACGUGAAACUUGGACCUACAAAUGAGCCAAUACUGAAUUUUGUCAAUUUGCACAAAAUGAUGAUAACGCAGAAGCCAUAUUUAUCAUGUUUACAGCUCCCUCAAUCAACUGCAAAGUGUUCACUUACAUAUUUCAUCCUCAAGCUGGUUACUAAACUGGAGUCGGUUAUAUAUUCUUAUAUACCACCAUCCGUAAAUUCGAGUCGGCCUAAUCCAGACGUUCGUAUGACCGGUGGUCUUCUUUUAUCCCCAAUAUUGCCAUACCUUAUUACGUGGCCGUUAGCUCUUCUUCCUCCUAGCUUGGAUAAAACUUUAGGGAAUCCAUCAAAGGAGGCAAGGAUACUUGCUGUUCGUAAACUACUUCGCCUAAUUGCAGCUAUAAUACUUGCAUUGCCGAUCACAAAUAAGCCUGAAUUUUCAAAAAGUGAAUCAAGUGCAUUAAAAGGUAAUGCAUUACUAAAAGAGCUAGCAUCAAUUGCCGAACAUUCUGUUGAAUUAGAAACUGUUGUCUGUGCUUGUUUUACUCAACUGGAAAAUCUUGUUUCUCAGUUGAAUCAAUAUUACGAACCUACUCGAAUAUGUACUACUACCUCAUGGUGGUGGAUCCGUGCACUAUGUGAACAUCUACCUCGACUUAUGCAAGUCUCUCCAUUUUCCAAUCCUGUAAACAUAUUACGUCUUCUGAUCGAAGACGUGAGAAGGAAAUCUAUAUUAUCAACAAAUACCAAACAAAAUACUGGUCACCAGACAGCUGAACAAACAAAGUGGUCGAGAGCACUUGAAUACGGUCUUCAGGAAGCCAAAUCUAUAAUACGAGUAAAAGAAGGUAGUGGAGCGUUAAAGUACCAAUGGCCUAAAGUUGGUGAAAUUUUACAAGCCAAAGAAACUAUAGAAAAACAGUAUAUACUAGAAAGCAAAGGUGGAAUAAUAUCACCGACAAGAUCACUCUCAUCUCAUAUCAUAGAUACUGAUCCUUCCCCAAUAGAUGAAGAACAACAUCGUUUCUUUGUAACUAGCGAUAACGAAGAAGAAGAGGUUUGCAUUCUACAAGAAGAAGUAGAUACUUCCUCCUCUUCUGAUAAUGAUGAUGAUGAUGAAGAAGAGCAAGAACAAGAAAGUAAAGAUAAUUUAUUGCAUAAACAAGAGAGAGUCCGCAGCCUAUUUUAUAUUUCUAUGAAAGCUGAACCGAUAGAAACACCACCAGCUCUAGAGGAUGUACAUGAGUUGACUGAACGUGUGCUCCAGUACUGUCGACCAGAUAUUGUAACAGCUAUACGUCAGGUUUUGUCAGAUUUUGAUUCACCAAACACUUCAUCACUAGAAAAGUCAAUACGGAUUCAAGAUGUUUUAGGAUAUACUAAAGCUCCUGCUAUACAAUGA
Molecule: messenger RNA, 4068 nt
Organism: Schistosoma spindalis
Lineage: Eukaryota; Metazoa; Platyhelminthes; Trematoda; Strigeidida; Schistosomatidae
Source: the annotation of a GenBank genome assembly